AUGGUGAGAGCUCCUUGCUGCGCGAAGUUGGGAUUGAAGAAAGGGCCAUGGACGCGUGAAGAAGAUCAGAUACUGGUCUCUCAUAUUCAACAGCACGGCCAUGGCAACUGGCGGGCUCUCCCUAAACAAGCCGGUAAUUAUGUUGCUGAUCUAUCUAUGUAUGUGUGGGUGCGUGGGUGAAUAUAUAGAUCCCACACAAUGGACACAGAUUCGUCAGCUGGUUUGCUUUCAAAAUUUUCCGGGAAAAUAUUAAAUGAAAAGGGGAAGAAAUGCAUCACUAUCAAGGCUACUAAGAUGUGGGAAAAGUUGCAGACUACGGUGGAUGAACUACUUGCGACCUGACAUUAAGAGAGGAAAUUUCAGUCAAGAAGAGGAGGAAACCAUCAUCAAGUUACAUGAAAUGCUUGGGAACAGAUGGUCUGCCAUCGCAGCUCGAUUGCCAGGCCGCACAGACAACGAGAUCAAGAACGUUUGGCACACACACUUGAAGAAGAGGCUCAAGAAUCAUCAUCAGCCAGCUGCCAUAUCUAAAGAAACAGAACAAUUAUCAUCAUCGUCAUCAUCAUCAGUACUCUCAGAACCAAAAUGCGGUUCUAAUAAUGCUUCAAGUGAUUGCUGUAGCGAGCUCUCAUCGGUCACAGACCAAACCGGCUGUUCCGACAACAUGGAUAUUCUCAUGAUCCACGGCAAGGACGAUGAAAAAAUAUUGGAGUCAUCGCAAACGGUUCCUCAGAUCGAUGAGAGUUUCUGGUUGGAUGAAUUAACAGCCGAGAAUUUGAAUUACUCAGAAUCAGAGUUUGCGGGAUGUUUCAAUAGUGAUACAGGAUUUCAAAUUUGGGAAGAUGGCAAUGGGUUGAGGUUUAACAUGGAUGAUGACGUGAAUUUUUGGCACAACCUUCUAGUUGGAGCUGGUGGGUUACCUGAAUUGCCAUAAAUUUAACUGAUAAAUUAGAAGCAAGGAUCAUUUAUUCAUAGGCUGUUUGGCUUACCCUUCUUUUAAGAUAGCUUUUAAGGCUUCUUACUUAAA
Messenger RNA from Diospyros lotus (date-plum), 1027 nucleotides. Its product is annotated as transcription factor MYB4-like. The transcript has 3 exons. Bases 254 to 934 code for a protein of 226 amino acids. NCBI's taxonomy places the organism in Eukaryota, Viridiplantae, Streptophyta, Magnoliopsida, Ericales, Ebenaceae. The record is from RefSeq and is a predicted model, not a curated record.